Armigeres subalbatus is the source of this 1615-nucleotide messenger RNA. It is a transcript of the gene Rab4, whose product is annotated as ras-related protein Rab-4B. The transcript has 3 exons. NCBI's taxonomy places the organism in Eukaryota, Metazoa, Arthropoda, Insecta, Diptera, Culicidae. The record is from RefSeq and is a predicted model, not a curated record. Bases 266 to 934 code for a protein of 222 amino acids. Gene Ontology annotation, cellular component: plasma membrane; recycling endosome. Gene Ontology annotation, biological process: Rab protein signal transduction; regulation of endocytosis; vesicle-mediated transport. Gene Ontology annotation, molecular function: GTP binding; GTPase activity.
CUUCCCUGCGUGUCAUCAGUUUGCGUCUUCAAAACAUCGUUUCUCUGUUCACUGUUUGCAGCUGAUACGGGGAAAUCCAGUGGUAUAAAAAAAUAAACCUGGUGCGUACAUUACUGCGGAAUUAAAUGCGAAUCCUGCCGGAAAAAGUAUUUGUCGACAGUUUGGUAUCCGUGUGCAUCCCGGUUUGAUCCGUUUCUGUUCCGCCUCGGUUGGAGUUUCGGUGUUUUGCGUUGUGGUCGCACUGCAGGAAAAAAUAGCAACAACCAUGUCCGAAUCCUACGAUUAUCUCUUCAAAUUUCUCAUCAUCGGACGGGCUGGCAGUGGAAAGUCGUGCCUGCUGCAUCACUUUAUCGAAAACAAAUACAAAGAGGAUAGCUCGCACACCAUCGGUGUCGAGUUUGGAUCACGCGUCGUCAACGUCGGCGGCAAAUCCAUCAAGCUGCAGAUAUGGGACACAGCUGGUCAGGAACGGUUCCGCUCCGUUACGCGGUCCUACUACAGGGGAGCCGCCGGAGCCCUGCUCGUGUAUGACACAACAUCCCGAGACAGUUUCAACGUUCUUUCCAAUUGGUUGAACGAUGCUCGCACACUGGCCUCGCAGAACAUUUGCAUCCUGUUGGUGGGUAACAAGAAAGACAUGGAGGAAGAACGCGAAGUAACGUUCCUGGAGGCAAGUAACUUUGCCCAGGAGAACGAGCUUAUCUUUCUGGAAACGAGCGCCAAAACCGGUGAGAACGUCGAGGAAGCAUUCCUCAAGUGCUCGAAAACGAUCCUGGCAAAGAUCGAAACGGGCGAAUUGGACCCCGAACGGAUCGGAAGCGGUAUACAGUUCGGUGAUACUUCGAAGCGAAGUGGAACGGGGCUGACCGGAGGACGACAGCAGAGCAGUGGCCGACGCCGGGCACUGGAUUGUGCAGGAGGAUGCCGUACCUAAGUCUAAAUUUGUAGCAAGGAAAGCAAGCUUUAUCAUGUUCCAAUCUAUCGCAAAUGCUGCUUUAUGGUACCGUUACGGGAUUCUAAUUGAUCGCACCAAAGUUCUGCUUCGUGAAUAAUCAAAAUUUACAUUUAACUUAAGUUUUUCCUACAUUAUCUUUGUUUUGUACUACAAGGUAGAUAAUAGCACCUUUCGGUUCCCUAUAUCGAAAGGCACAAGAUACCUAACUGUCCAAAUCAAUUUUUGAAAGCAUGCACCGUAACCUCGGUUAAAAAAAAAGUGUUACAAACGAUCAUUGAGUCUUCGCUUUACGGUACCAUGAACCGAGUAGAAAAUGAAUACAUUGUAGUGGGUGUCUUUUUAUCGCAACCAAACAAAAGCAAACUUAUGGUGAUUGGGUUUUGUAAAAUUGAACGAAUUACCAACCACUUUUUCACUUAUUAGGUUAACGUCAAUUAGGCAUCGAUUAGUACGAGAUUCUCGAAAGUGAUGUAUCACUUAUGCAUUAUUUACGUUAUUUUUAAACGAAUCGGACAUUUUCAAACUAUUUGUAUUUAUUUACACAGCCGCUUUCGAAUCAUAAAUGUCAGCAAGGAAUUUAUCUAAAAUCUCAGUUUGUGAUCUUUGAUUAUUUACAAUGAAACCAAUUAUACAUUUAUAUAUUUUAUGUAAUCAAAACUA